CCCAUGGUUCGCGGGGUCAAAGUUCGGGUAACAAAGGUUGGUUGUAAACAUUGUCGACUCCCUGCUUGCUCCAAACAAUGGCAGCUACAGCCAGCAGAUGUCUGUCCGUUUGUUUGUGUCUGGAAGACCCACUGGCCAACCUGCUACUGGUCAGUCAAGUAGCCAACGGAUCGGUCUUCGGGCGACAUCAGCCACUGUCGCUGACAUUACAUGCUGAUGGUACGGAUGAUCUUGACGAGCUAGAAAUGGAGAUACAAGACUGUUCAUUCCCUUUGGUGCAAGCAGGUGUGUCUAAACACCGAGACUUACAAGAGAUGCCAGAAGCUCCUCAACUUAUUGUGGUCAUCUUAAACAGACGAGAGUACAAGCCCUGGGGCUCGUCUGAUGGGCAGUUCCAGACACUGGUCAGUCUGGUCAUCUACAUGCACAACAUGGGCAACAUGCUGGAUGGUCGGAACCUGAGCAACACACAAAUUCUUGUAGUAGGAGAUCUUGCCCUGACUGCCGCCACUAUCCUGGCCAGCAAGCUUAGCCAGCUAUCAGCCAGACAACUUAUAGCGCUGGACGGAGAUUCUGAGAAGCCUGUGUCCUUACCCCACAAGAGUGAACAUCAUGGCAGGGUAGACAGGAUCACUGCAGCCAUCAAAGCUUGGUGGACUGGUCUUAAGACCUCACCACUUAGGAUGGGGACUAAAUUCUUCAGCGCUGAAAACUUCAAGCUGGGCUACUUUUUAUCAUCCCCUGUCAAGAUGGAAGCUCCCAGAAUGUUCUCAGUCAGCAGCCCUGGUCAUGUGACCUCCCCCCACAUGUCAGAGGUCAUGGCCACAACAGACACGGCUCAGCAGAUCUUCAACCAACUGGAGGGGAGUGUAAAUGGUGCUCAACCUUCUACACUGGCUAAACUCUGACACUCUGCUGAUAAAGAUGACUAAAAACUUUCUUCAUUUGUAUCCAGCUUUUUGAUAAAUAGAUGACAGGGGAGGUAAGGCUGUCUGAACACAAGAGUUGACAACUGCCCUUCUGUUCUGGCA
Molecule: messenger RNA, 1031 nt
Organism: Physella acuta
Lineage: Eukaryota; Metazoa; Mollusca; Gastropoda; Physidae
Biological process (GO): malate metabolic process
Molecular function (GO): malate dehydrogenase activity
Source: RefSeq, a predicted model, not a curated record